UGGGUUGGAGUUAAUCAGUUUUCUCUCGGCCAACUCAGAAAUCGGAUUGCGGACAAAAUGCAGUCAAGCGGCGUCUCAGUAUUCUUCGUAUGGAUGGCUCUGUGGUGCCUGGUUCCUUGCAGUAUCGAAGCCUCCGAUGGAUUCCCAUCGCCUCUGAAGCGCUGCAAGGUGGAGGACGAGUCGUGCUUGGUGGCGCAGGCGCAGACCUUCUUCAAGGCUUUCAAGAAGGGUAUUCCAGAGCGGCAGGUGACUGGUUUGGAGCCCAUCGACCUGGGAACUAUGCGCGUGGACAGCGGUGGCCAUUCGGAGUCGUUGCAAUUCAAGUUGAUCAUGAGCAAUGCCAAACUCUAUAACCUGGCCAACUCCGUUGUGGUCAAAAGCCUGAAGGGUUUUACCAAGGACCUUACCAAGCCGCUCAAGCUAACCAUGGUCAUGGAUGCACCAGAACUGGAAGUGCGGGCCAAGUACGAUGUGGACGGCAAGCUGCUCAUCCUGCCCAUCGUUAGCAAGGGCGAUGUGACUAUUCGAAUGACCGAGGUCUUGACCAAGUGUAGGAUUAUGGCAGAGCCCGUAAAGCGUUCUGAUGGUCAUGCAUACCUCAACAUCACCGAUUACAAGACGGUCACGAAGAUCCAAGGUGGCCACUUUAACAUGUCGAACCUGUUCAACGACAACGUGGAGUUGAGGGAAAGCACCUUGAAGGUCCUGAAUCAGGAGUGGAACACCCUGGCUGUCGAUGUCCAGCCUAAGAUCAACGAGGCCUGCUCCAAGGCCUUCAGAUCAAUCCUGCAAAACCUUUGGAACAACAUACCUUAUGACGAGUUCUUCGAAGAUGAAUAAGUUUGGGCGUAAGAAUACUUUCUUAAUACCACUUAACAAAUUUUUUUAACGUAAAAAAUUAAGUAAAUAUCCCCAAUCCCCAUUCUCCGCCCCAAUGAAAAAAACGAUUCUUUGCUCCUUUUUGUAUUUAUUAUACAAAACUAAAAAAUAAAUUAAAAAGCCUUAGGGAGUAUGGAUAAAAUGUUAAAAACAGAGAUGGGUUUCUUGAAGAAUUGUAACUCGACAACACAUUUAAUAUUUCUGAUUAAAACAAAAAGCAGAUUUGAUCUUAGCUUUUCCUGAUAUGA
This is a messenger RNA of Drosophila eugracilis, 1127 nucleotides long. RefSeq names its product circadian clock-controlled protein daywake. The coding region runs from base 58 to 840 and encodes 260 amino acids. The record is from RefSeq and is a predicted model, not a curated record. Lineage: Eukaryota; Metazoa; Arthropoda; Insecta; Diptera; Drosophilidae. The transcript has 3 exons.